Zasmidium cellare ATCC 36951 is the source of this 966-nucleotide messenger RNA. RefSeq lists its product as uncharacterized. The record is from RefSeq and is a predicted model, not a curated record. Bases 1 to 966 code for a protein of 321 amino acids. Lineage: Eukaryota; Fungi; Ascomycota; Dothideomycetes; Mycosphaerellales; Mycosphaerellaceae. The transcript has 3 exons.
AUGCCGCCCAAGGACAAGUACACCGACCCUGAACUUCGCGAUGAAGUCAAGGAAGAACUCAAGCAGUCCGAGAAGGGCGGUGCGCCAGGCCAAUGGUCUGCUGGCAAGGCUCAAAUGAUGGCCUCUGAGUACAAAAAACGCGGAGGCGACUACACAACCGACAAAUCCCAAAAGGACGAGUCGCAACAAAACCUCUCCAACUGGGGCGACGAGGAGUGGCAAACCAAGGAAGGCUCCGGACACGCGAAGAAGGAAGAUGGGACGGAGAAACGGUAUCUGCCUAAGAAGGCGUGGGAACAGAUGAGUGAGAAGGAGAAGGAGGAGACGGAUCGGAAGAAGCAGGAGGAGAGUAAGGAGGGGAAGCAGUAUGUUGAGAAUACCGGGAAGGCGAAGGAGAGUCGGAAGAAGGCUAACGAGGAUCAGGAUGAGGAAGACGAUGACGAUGACGAUGACGAUGAAGAGCUAGAUGCUGCUGCCAAGGAUGAUGAGGACGAAGAAGAGUUCAUCGAUGACGGCGAGGCCAACGACGAGGACGACGAGGAAGACGAAGACGUCGAAGCCGAAGGCGAAGCCGACGCCGACGAGGGCGAAGACGACGCCAAACCCGGCGAAAAACGCAAACCCAAAAAGCAACAACCCAACGGCACGCCCAAGAAACAAAAAUCCUCCUCCAACUCCAACUCCAACAAAUCCAACGGCAAAACCAUCGGCUCCAAACACAUGGACGCCACCGAACCCGCGCCUCGCGGCUCCGCAGAUCGUCUCCCCAAGAAAGGCCAGCACAUCCAAUGGAAGGCCAUGCCGGGGUACGUCGAUGGAGAGGUUGUCGAGGUUCUCACGCAAGGCAAGAAUGUUGAUGGGAAGUCUGUCAAGGCGUCCAAGGAGGAUCCGAAGAUUGUGUUGAAGUCGAGUUCGAGUGGGAAGAUUUGUGUGCAUAAGCCGGAGGCGUGUUUUUUUGAGGAUUGA